UUAACGCAGUGGCUGUUGGGACAGUGUGUUAGUCAAACAUGGCGAGCAUCAGUACAAGACGAGAUGAGACACGCAGAACCAGCAAUAAAACUGAUUCCAAAGUAGAUAUAUUACACCCUGAGCUCCUGUCUCGAGACUUUAUACAACUAGUUCUACACGAGAGAAAUAUAAGCACUGGAGAAGAUGAGAGCCGUGACCGACUUACGGAACUCUACCUACGGCACAUCAUCCCUCUCCCGCAAAGAGAGCUGCCUAACAGCCGCUGGGGUCGGAAAAUGGAACGGAUGCGCCCACGACAGACCCCGGCCGGUGGACGUUCAUACAGUUGUGACACGAGCGGGAAGCGGCCUUCUGUCGUGUUUGAUGGCAGGUCAUCUCACGUGGGGCCGGUGAGGCUGAAGAAACCAGAGGAAGCUCCAGGGUUUGGGGGAGGAACUGACCGGCUGAAGCCCCCGCCAUCCGUCAACCUCUCCAACCCUGUACGCAGGCUGACCAGCUCCUCUUCCUCCUCCUCCUCCUCCCCCUCGUCCACCACAGUCAAGGUCUAUGCGGGUCCAACAGGGAAUGGUAGACUUGUCUCCCCAUCAUCAGUCUCUCUCAAAAGAGAGGCAGACAGCUCGGGUGUGUCAAAGUCUCCAGAGGUGAAGAAGAAGAUCCAGCAUGUGACAUGGCCGUGACCCCUUACUCCUCGACCCCUGACCCCUGGACCUCAACCCCUGGACCGUGACCCCUAGACCAUGACUGUUGACCCAUGUGGAAGGUUAUGCACCACCUGGAAAUGUCCUCAAUAGCAGGUCACCACCCUACACACACUGCAGGGCUCUGUACCCACCCUCCUGCUGUGAUGCUCAGUGAUGUCACACUGCUCAGUGAUGUCACACAGCAGACGUACCACCCUCCUGCUGUGAUGCUCAGUGAUGUCACACAGCAGAUGUACCACCCUCCUGCUGUGAUGCUCAGUGAUGUCACACUGCUCAGUGAUGUCACACAGCAGACGUACCACCCUCCUGCUGUGAUGCUCAGUGAUGUCACACAGCAGACGUAGCUCUAAACUUGGGAAGCAGUAGGAUGUCUGGUUCACCUGCCUGACUGCUGGUGGCCCAGCCUGGCCUGGUUCUGUGUGGAUGAGGAGGAAGACUGGAGGGUACCUGCCAGGCGGUCCUGGUAAAGGCUGUUCCAGCCCUCUCCUCCCACCUGUCGUGGCCUUGCAGACAAGUAGCCAGCUCCUCCACACCCUCAGAUAGGACUGGACUCUCAACGUCUCUCGUUUUUUUUCUUCUUCCACCUUCUAUUUAUUAACUGUGUGAUGAUAUAGCAUGUAAUCGGUAAUGGAGGAUGUGUUUGUGUGAUUUAUAUAAUGAGCUUCCUGAGAGUGUUGAGUGUGCUAUGGAAUUCAUGGCUCUGAUUAGUAGGCUGCAGUGUGUUUUUUUUGUGUGUUUUUUUACUGUAGGUUCAUGGUAAGGAAAUGCAAUUUUAAUUCAGCAAGGUGAUAUAUGUCUCUGUCCAUUAGGUGGAGCCAUAGAUGAUGAGUUGGCUCUGUCAUGUCUUGCUGUCAGUUAUUAAUUGCCAUAUAGAUUGUUUACACAUCGUUUGGUUCUUUUUAAAGUACUUUAUUUGAAUUUGAGGCACACAGACUUGAUAUAGGGUUCCCUUGUGACAGUGUAUAUCUUUGAGGUUUUGAUUUGCUCAAUUGUUUACACAGUAUGUUCUGGUACCAGCUUUUAUUAAGGUAAGAUCUUUAAAGCAAAAACAAUCUUGACAAAACUCCAAUUUAAGUUUCUGUGUACUUGUUUGUACUAUUCAUUUAUUUUAGUUCCUUAAAGACUGGCAACAUGG
Molecule: messenger RNA, 1836 nt
Organism: Osmerus eperlanus (European smelt)
Lineage: Eukaryota; Metazoa; Chordata; Actinopteri; Osmeriformes; Osmeridae
Gene: tslig2
Product: chromosome 3 C2orf49 homolog
Exons: 4
Coding region: 39-677 (212 amino acids)
Biological process (GO): embryonic morphogenesis
Cellular component (GO): tRNA-splicing ligase complex
Source: RefSeq, a predicted model, not a curated record